GUGCGUGGUGGAAGCAGUGGAAGGGUCCGUGGAGGUAGAAGGAAAUUACCUAGGUACGACGAUCAUUGACAUGGGUGCCUCCCAGGUGCUGAUCGGUAGGCGACUGGCCGAGCAUUUGGGGCUCCACCAAGAGGAAAACGUGACACCUGAAGGGGUGAGGAUACCGACAGCAGAAAGGGGGGGUAGGCAAAUGCCUGCCAAGGACCUUGCGUUUGCAGGAGGUAGUGUUGGCUCCCGGGAAAGAGAACGAAGCGAGACUCAGGUGGGGGCACCACGUCAGGCCUGGCCCACGCUGGUAGCGACCCCAGGCAGCUAUGCCUUCCGGAUGCAGGAUGGACAGCCAGGGCCCGGAAUGGUGCAGGUCCUGUCCACUGGAGAAUGGGAGGAACCCUUGGCAGUGGAGCGAGAGCGGGCAAUAGGGUACUUGAGAAAUGCAACCGCAGUAGAGGGAGUGAUGGAAGCAGAGAGGUGGCGAGCUCUAGGGGGAGCGAUAGAUCAGCACACACUGGUAUGGUUGAUGUACCGGGCAGAGAAGCGAUAGGAGGCAAUGCACAAGCAGCUGCUGAUGAUUUGGAGGUGGAGGGAUAUAGAAGAAAUGCUAGAGGCAGACCCAGUUCAAGCCAUGGACAUAGCGAAGGCAUGGCAAAGGAUGAAAGUGGAGGCAAGGGAGGAAGGUAGGCGGGAUGAAGAGUGCUUGAAUAGCAGAUGAAUCAGCCUCUUGGCGAGAGCAACGCAGGAGGCUGAGGAGCGGCAAGAUACGAACGAGGAGCUGGAGGCAGAGCCCCCCCCCCUUAGGGAUGCUCCCCCUGAGGAGAGUCAGUGGGACAUAGGGGAGGGGCUGGAGGAGGGACAGAAGGAGGAACUAACGGGGGUACUCGAGAAGGCCAGAGACGCCUUCGCAUACUCACUGGCAGAACUGGGCAAGUGUAACCGGACAGAGAUGGAGAUUGAUUUGCAGAGCUCUGAGCCUGUGUAUCAAAGGAGACGGAGACUGAGUCCAGGGGAUCGCGACAUCGCUAUAGCCAAAUGCAAAGAGGUGCUAGCAGCCAGCUUGAUUCAAGAAUCAACAUCAGAGUAUGCAGCGGCAACUGUGGUAGCGGUACACAAGUACUUGACAGGAGAAAUGCUAGCAAGACGGAUGUGGGAGGAUUAUCGAGGCCUGAACCGCAU
Closterium sp. NIES-67 is the source of this 1170-nucleotide messenger RNA. The record is from the annotation of a GenBank genome assembly. Lineage: Eukaryota; Viridiplantae; Streptophyta; Zygnematophyceae; Desmidiales; Closteriaceae.